GAAAGAAGAAAAUUUUGACGUUUUCGUUGCCCAAAUUUUUAACAGAAAAAAUAAUCUAAUUUCUUACGUGUGAUUUCCAUGAUUUUCGCCAUCAAAAACUACCGAUGAAAAAAUAAUGUUAAAUUAAAAACCAUCAUCUUCAUCAUCAUAUUCCGGACAGUAAAUAUUAUAAAAUGAAAAUUAGAAGCAAACUUCUUCUGAUUGGACUGAUUCUGGGAACUUUGACGUUGGUCAAUUGUGCAGAUGAGUUACAAGGCCCACCGGAGCCGAAUACAUCCAAGGCAAGUGAAGAAAACAAAAAUGAACCACCACCACCAUCGCCAACUGAGGAAUCACCUAAACCAACUACUUCCGCUGAAUCAACUGACGAUGUUUCAGUUACGGAAGAUGCUUCUGAAUCGGCCAAAACUAUCUUCAUGUCCAAUCUGCAUUUGCCAUUGUUAAUCAAAGCAAGAAAUGAUCAACAAUACAGAUUAGCACUGGAAAAAGAAAUCGCUGAAGCGGAGAGUACAAUGGUUAAGCCGGAACCCAAGGAACUAACUGGCGAUGAGCUUAAAGCUGAAAUGAUCUACCAAGAGGCAACUGAACUUUUAAAAAAGCGCCAAGGCGACAAGGUAUUGGGGCAGCUUAAAUUAGAAAUAGCUAGCAAAAUGAAUCACGUAAAGGCAAGAUGUGAUAUAGCUUGGGCUCAUGUCUUGGGCAUUCGACCAACCGAUUUUGAAUUUGCCGCUAAAGAAUUUGAAGAGCUUUCGAAACUUGGAUUACCAGAAGCUAACAUGGGGAUGGCAUUUUUGUAUUCAGUUGGAGUAGGUGGAAAGAAUAUCAGUCAGCCUCUUGCUUUGAUGCAUUAUACUUUGGCCGCAUUAGGAGGAGAUAUUUAUGCUCAAAUGGCUCUAGGCUAUCGCUAUUCUUUCGGCAUCAAUGUACCACUGAGUUGUGAAAAAUCAUUGUCAUUCUAUAAGCGCGUUGCAAAAAUAGUUGCCUCAAAGAUCACAUUUUCAAGUGGACCAAUUGUACAUCGCGUUCGACUUUUGGAUGAAUUGGAGAAUUCAGGAAGUCAAGAAACUGAAUUAGUCGACUAUUAUCAAUUGUUGGCUGAUAAAGGCGAUGUACAAUCACAAGUGGGAUUGGGACAGUUAUACUACCAAGGUGGCAAAGCCACAGAACAAGAUUUACAAAAGGCUUUGGAAUACUUUACUCAAGCUGCAAAUGCUGGAAAUGCUAUUGGCUUUGCUUUUCUGGGUAAACUCUAUCUAGAAGGCAGUGAGUAUAUCAAAGCCGAUCAUGAAGCUGCGUUUAAGUUCUUCAAAAAAGCUGCCGAAUUGGGUGAUCCGAUUGGACAAAGUGGUUUGGGUCUGAUGUACUUACAAGGGCUAGGAGUACCUGCAGACACCACCAAAGCGUUCAACUAUUUCACACAAGCUUCGGAUCAGGGAUGGGUUGAUGGACAAUUACAACUUGGCAAUAUGUAUUUCACUGGAAACGGUGUUAAAACUGAUUACAAGCUGGCUCUUAAGUAUUUCAGUUCAGCUUCCCAAUCGGGGCAUGUGUUGGCUUAUUAUAAUCUUGGAGUAAUGCAUGCUUACGGUUUGGGAAUGUUGCGUUCCUGUCCAGCUGCUGUCGAGUUCUUCAAAAAUGUCGCUGAACGAGGACGCUGGAGUGAAAUGCUAAUGCAAGCAUACAAUGACUACAAAAAGUACGAAAUGGAUACAUCUUAUAUGAAGUAUGCUCUGCUAGCUGAGAUGGGAUACGAAGUUGGUCAAAGUAAUGCUGCCUUCCUUCUUGAUCGCAAUGAAGUCACAAUAUUCAAUGAUCGUCAUGAGGAUUUGAUUCGCGGUUUUUAUUAUUGGAAACGUGCUGCAGCUCAGGGCUAUUCUGCUGCACAAGUUAAACUUGGUGACUAUUAUUAUUAUGGUUGGGGAACGGCUGUUGAUUUUGAAUCAGCUGCUUCUUUAUACAGGAAAGCAUCAGAGCAACAUUUUAAUGCACAAGCAAUGUUCAAUCUUGGUUAUAUGCAUGAACAAGGUCUUGGAAUGAAAAAGGAUUUACAUUUGGCAAAGAGACUUUACGAUUUGGCUGCCGAAACUAAUGCCGAUGCCAAAGUUCCUGUUGCUUUAGCUUUGAUGAAAUUGCAAAUUAUUGCCAAGCUUGAAGCACUCAAAGAGUCUCCCUACAAAUUCAUCUUCUACAUGGAUGAAAAUAUAGCAGCCAACUGGGAUCUGUAUAUGAUAACGAUUUUGACGCUUCUUCUUGGUUUCAUUAUGUACACUCGUCGUCCUUAUCAAAAUCAACCACCUCCACCAAAUAACGAAGACGAACCAACGCCAGUUCCAUCCAAUAACGAAGCAGCAGCCGCACCAUCUCCUUCAGAUCAUCAGGAGAAUGAUGUAGUAAAUAGAACGAAUCAGAUAUCAUCAACAGCACAAUCAGAACCAUCAACUUCAGGUGCAUCACCUUCGUCGAGUGGUUCAGCAGCAGGUGUAAGCAACACAUCGCAAUCCUCAACCAUUCCACCAACAGCAUCGACGUCAUCAGCGUCGCCGUCAACGUCGUCGUCGUCCUCUUCUUCAACAUCAACGGCAACAAAGCCAAAUGUAUCUACAGUUAUAAGAGACAAUGAAAGACCGGAAUAGUCUAAAUGUGUGUUGCCCCAUUUCUAACCUAAUUUUUUUGAAAGAGGAAAAUCUAGUGUUUUUUUUUUUUUUUUUAGUUUUUGUAAAUAAGUAAUAUUUUUAGAAAUGAUUUUAUUUUUAUUUUAUCAUUAUUUGCAUUAAAACUAAAUGAAUACAAUCAGUUUGUAGCUCUGUACUUGUCCAUAUUCAUGCUGGGCACAAUAAUUGUGCAUUGAUUUGUA
Messenger RNA from Episyrphus balteatus (marmalade hoverfly), 2854 nucleotides. It is a transcript of the gene Hrd3, whose product is annotated as protein sel-1 homolog 1. The record is from RefSeq and is a predicted model, not a curated record. Gene Ontology annotation, cellular component: endoplasmic reticulum membrane. Lineage: Eukaryota; Metazoa; Arthropoda; Insecta; Diptera; Syrphidae. Gene Ontology annotation, biological process: ERAD pathway. The transcript has 9 exons. Bases 174 to 2633 code for a protein of 819 amino acids. Gene Ontology annotation, molecular function: protein binding.